Penaeus vannamei (Pacific white shrimp) is the source of this 888-nucleotide messenger RNA. NCBI's taxonomy places the organism in Eukaryota, Metazoa, Arthropoda, Malacostraca, Decapoda, Penaeidae. The record is from RefSeq and is a predicted model, not a curated record.
AUGGCCCCCCUCUCGCAACACCAGACUCAGGACGGCCCAAGAAAAAGAAAGGGGCCUUACGGCGUGCACAUAGCAACGACUCACAGUCAAUGUCAGACCCCAGACGAUCCAGAACCCGAGCCUGAGGCAGAGACCAUGCCAGAAGCCCUCCUUGAGGAAGAUUAUCAGGGGCCCUAUCUCAAUAAAAUGUAUGGGCUGGCGGCGUGGAAGCGUUGGGUGACGGGAAAGAACGCGGAGCUGGCAGGGGUCUCUUCCUCACGUAGUAUGAAACUCGUACCCGAAGACUUACUUACCAUGAAUUGUGAGGAACUGAACUAUGCCCUCUGUCUCUUCCUAAAAGAUCUGAAGAAGCCCAAUGGGGAAACCUACCAGCCCGAUACUAUCUAUUACCUCCUCCUUGGGAUUCAGCAACACCUUUUUGAGAGUUCAAGAAUAGAUUGCAUCUUCAUGGAUUUUGGAUUUGAGAAGUUCACCAACAGCCUCGAUGAAAUUACGAAAACAUUUCUAAAAUCUACUCCAUCACCAAGUUUGUCAUCCCCCUGUUCCCUGCCUGUAACGCGAAUAACGGAAGCCAUGCUGUGGGAAUGUCGACAGCUGGGUGCGCACACACCCCAGGUCUUAUUAAACACUCUCUUCUUUUGUGAAAGUAUUCAAACUCAAGACUGUAGAGGACCACCUUAACAUGUCAUUUGUGCAAAUAGUUAAGCAGUGGCGACGGACCACCAUAGGGAGAGAAGGAUCCGUGUCCAGAACUGCGCUUCUCAAAUAUUAUCCUAAAAAGUCCUCAGUCGAAGAGUCAAAACCUGCACCAAAUUAUGAAAUGCAUGAGAAUCGCGAUGACCCUCUAAGAUGCCCAGUGAAACUUUACGAAUUUUAUUUGUCAAAAUG